AUAGAUGCUUGAAUGAAUCAGAUUUUCCAACUUUAAAUCAAUACUUUAAUACUUCCUUUCGUUUAUCGCUGUUUUUUGGCAUAAUGGGAUCAGUCAGUCAAUCGAAAGCUACAGGAUGAAAAAACGGAGUGGAAACGAUUCGCGAGCCGUGCCUAAAACUACGCCCAUCACAACUAUCGGAAUCGAGGUAUCGUCUGCAGUACACAUUACCACCACAGUUUCGCAGUCCGUGAGGAGGGAGAGGAUCGCGCGCGGCACUCUCGUGCAUGUUUCAGUCGAGUUUCGUAGUGCUCAUCAGCACUACGCGACGUCAAUCAACCUGUCGAAGUGUAGUUCAACUCUGAAGUAGCAACGCAAAACCACGUGCAACAUGGGUGUAUGCAAGAUAGUUAAAUGGUUCAAAACAGCCACGCGGUCCGACAGGGAUGUACAGUCCACGUCACCGAUGCCGCAAGACGGCCGCAAUGAAUAUUGCAGAAAUUUAUUACAACAGUUUGCGAAUCAUUGUCCAACAUCCAACAGAGAGAUCACCGAUCCGGAUUGGGUUGUCUAUUUAUCCAAGGAGCAGAACGCUGAGCAGUCCUCUCUAAAAGUCAAUCAAAAGCUGCAAAUACACGGACAAUUUAUCCCGGGUGUGCCACACAUACAUGCUGCUGAAAUAUUCGAGAUUGGGUGUAUUGCAGGCACGGAGAACAAAUGUCUCGAGUUGGUUUCUGCAGAAUGGAACAAUACGAAAGUGACGCUGAAGAGACAUGUUUUGUCACCAUGUCGGGAUGCUAUAAAAGCAGACGUGGAAAUCCUUAAUGAAAUUCGGCAUUCUAAUAUAUUACUGUUGAUGGCUACAACAUACACAAGCGAGCAUGGUCUCGUCUCAAUCUUCGAAUCCAUCGACUGUUCAUUGUACAAUUACAUGCACGAGCAAGGUGAACGAAUAAACGUACAAGGAAUCAUGCAAAUCGGUAUAAAAUUGGCGGACGUAUUAAAAUAUUGUCAUAUGCGGGGAUACAUACACACAGCGAUUAGCUCGCACUGCGUUUAUUUUGCAACCGAUACGACUGUCAAACUUGGUGGAUGGGAACUGGCUAGACAAAUGGAAAAAACUUAUGUAGAACGGGAUUACGAAAAAUAUUUACGACUAGAGAAUUUUAAGUGGCAAGCACCGACAAUGUGCUACGGACUACAACCCAAUAAAAAAAUUGAUGUUUACUGCUUGAUGCUAUUACUUUGGGAAAUGUGUACAGGAAAUGUACCGUGGAGCGGAUACGAUCAAUCAAAUGUAGAACGGCAGCACAUGCGAAAACGAGAUAUCGUUAUAAACUUACAGAAUGUCCCAUCGAUCCUCCGUAGCUUACUAGAGGCUGGAUUGCAUCCUGAUGAGACAAUGAUAAUGUUAGACAUGGACAGAAUAGGAAAAAAACUUCAUAGGCUGCUGAUGAUACAUGAAGAAGAAGAGAAGAAUGACACGUUUAUAAGUGAAAACAGAAAUAAUAAUGAUCUUUUGUAUAAUGAUACACUAUAUCAAAAAACUUCUUCUAUGUCUCUUACGCAAAAUAAGGUGUUGACCAAAAAUCCAUUCACUGGACAAUCAUGUCAGCCUAUGGGAAAGAAAAAAUCUACGUCCAAUCAACUUCUCAAAUCUAAGAAGGAGCAAUGCAAUGGGAACUUGGAUUCUAAAAAUAAUAUGAAAAAAAUGACUGUAAUCAAUGAUAGUAUCGUGAGUCCCAUGAUUAAAGUAGAGACUACCACUCCUUGUACUCGUUGUGCAGAAAUUUCAAAUAUAGUCCAAGAUCUCGAUGAAAGGAAUGAUGCACGUGCUAAUAUAAAACGAUUAAAAAAACUGAUAGCCAGUAGAAGGGAAGACUUUUUCUUUGGAAGCGACUCCACCUUUUCUUAUUCAACCUCAUAUCCGAAAGCUACAAGCUCAUUACUGUCACGAGGAAAAAGUCCUGACUAUGUACCAUGUAAACCAGCUAAUCAUACAACCGCUAUAGAACCUAAAUGCAAUAAGUCUCCUAGUGAAUAUGGUGGAGCUAUUUCAAAAUUAUCAUAUACACCACGGCGAAAGGCACCAUACACGGGUAUGCCUUCCAGUAUUAAACACGCAGUAAUGCAACCUCAAGUUUUGCAUUCUGAUGCUAAAAGCUUUUAUGAGUCAACAUUAUGGAGAAAAGAAAAAGAAAUUUGCUUAUCACGAAUGGGACGCAACAGUAAAGAACACAAUGAAGAUUCCUUACUAUCGCAACAAACAAUUUGUAACAACACUUCUGUCACUGAUGAUGAUAAAGUACAAUAUUCCACACCACAUGUAAAAAAUGCUGACGCUACAUAUAUAAUUGGAAUUGAGAAAGUCACUUCUAAUCAAUCUAUACAAAACUUGAAGGAUGCGCUCGAUCGUGCCACGGAAAUAAUAAGUUCAACAACACCUUCUAAGGUAGACCUAAGUAAUGUACAAGAAUGCAAAGCUAUAUUUGAAAACCUGUAUGGAAUGAGAUAUAAUGACAAUCAAGAGAUCAAAGUUAUCGAAAGAUCGACAUCUAGCAACGGAAGUUUUCUAGGAAUGGAUGAAGUUAAAAAUAUAAAAACUGUUAACGAAGCUGCCGCAGAACACGAACAAAUCUUCAAUCAAGCUUUCAUAGAUAGCCAAACGCUUAGUUCUAUGACUACAAAAACGUCAAUUGAAUCUGAAACAUCACAGAAUCAACAAUCCAUGAAAAAAACUGAUCAAAGUAAGAUAGCAUUUACAAGCAGGAAUAUCUCAACGCCGCAAAAAAUUAGAGUAGAUGAAAGAGAAUAUGUUAAUAUACGUCCUAUGAGUAGUGUUUUACUGAAAGAUUCACCAAGAAGGCGUUCUCUCCCCGCAAAACUGAAUAAUUUGGCAACAUAUGCCUCCCCAAGGACUGUUUUAAAUAAAAAAGACAUACAAGGCAGCCAAUAUACAACCGAAGAUAUAUACAUUGAUGAUGAAUUUGGAAGUAAAUUAAAUUACAACUUAAUUCUUUUAAAUGAUAACAUUAUUCUAAGCGACGAUGAUGAAAGUCUACCUCAAACCACAGAACUGUAAACUGUGAUGAACUCAAUGUUCAAUCGUUCUCUAUAUAUAAAAAAAAUCGUUCUUAAAUAAUUUAUUUUUAUUUAUUUUGACGACAAAAUCAAUGCUUUUAUUAUCGCCAUUCUGACGACAUAAUCAAUACAAAUAAUAUCUAAUUUAAUAAUUCGUUAAUUCUAAUUACUUAUUUAUAUUUA
Mycetomoellerius zeteki is the source of this 3243-nucleotide messenger RNA. RefSeq lists its product as uncharacterized. Gene Ontology annotation, molecular function: protein kinase activity; ATP binding. Bases 371 to 3061 code for a protein of 896 amino acids. The record is from RefSeq and is a predicted model, not a curated record. Gene Ontology annotation, cellular component: intercellular bridge; midbody; kinetochore. Gene Ontology annotation, biological process: protein phosphorylation; intercellular bridge organization; mitotic sister chromatid separation. The transcript is spliced from 12 exons. NCBI's taxonomy places the organism in Eukaryota, Metazoa, Arthropoda, Insecta, Hymenoptera, Formicidae.